Messenger RNA from Megalobrama amblycephala (Wuchang bream), 1467 nucleotides. Its product is annotated as gastrula zinc finger protein XlCGF8.2DB-like. The transcript is spliced from 3 exons. Bases 112 to 1074 code for a protein of 320 amino acids. Gene Ontology annotation, molecular function: RNA polymerase II cis-regulatory region sequence-specific DNA binding; DNA-binding transcription factor activity, RNA polymerase II-specific. The record is from RefSeq and is a predicted model, not a curated record. Gene Ontology annotation, biological process: regulation of DNA-templated transcription. Lineage: Eukaryota; Metazoa; Chordata; Actinopteri; Cypriniformes; Xenocyprididae.
GUGACGUCAUAAGGCUGCGCCACGCUCCUGCAUUUGUUGUGAUUCGGCUGAAGAAAGGACAAACACACAGAAAAACUCCUGGUGAAGCGACUGAGAUCCACGUGCGUAAAGAUGCCUUUUAUUAAAGAGGAGAGUGAAGACAUGAAGAUUGAAGAAACAUUCAGAGUCAAACAAGAAGAUAAUGAGGAACAAACAGACCAAAUGCCGCUGAACGAGGAGAUUCAAGAUCUGAAUGAUGUAAAGGAAGAGAAACAUGAUUUCAUAACUGGGGAAAAUGAUCUUAGCUGCUCACAGACUGAAAAGACUUCCUCACGAAAAAGAGCUCGAAAGACAGGGGAUAGACGUUAUUUCACCUGCUUUCAAUGUGGAAAGCGUUUCAGACAACGUGAAAACCUUAAAGCUCACAUGAAAGUUCACAAAGGAGAGAGUCCUUACACCUGCCAACAGUGUGGAAGAGGUUUCACUGGAAAGGGAAGCCUUAAAGCUCACAUGAGAGUUCACACUGGAGAGAAGCCUUUCACCUGCGAACAGUGUGGAAAGAGUUUUGCACAUCUAGGUACGCUUAGUUACCACAAAAGACUUCACACUGGAGAAUCUCCUUUCACAUGUGAUCGGUGUGGAAAGAGGUUCAGACGUAAAUUAAACCUCAGGGGCCACAUGAGGCUUCACUCAAAAGAUAACUGUUUUAUGUGUCAUCAGUGUGGAAUGAGUUUCACAGACAGCGAUCACCUUAUGAAACAUGUAAUAACUCACAUUGGAGAGAAGCGUUUCAUUUGCCCUCACUGUGGAAGGACUUGCUCGAGCAAAUCAAACCUUGAGGUUCACGUGAGACUUCACACUGGAGAGAAGCCUUUCACCUGCCAACAGUGUGGAAAAGGUUUCAAUGAAAAAGGAAACCUUCAAGUCCACAUGAGGCUUCACACCGGAGAGAAACCUUUCAUUUGUCUUCAGUGUGAGAUGAGUUUCACAUAUCGAAGAGACCUGAAAAUUCAUUUGAAAGCUCAUUCUGGAAAUAACAGUGUUGUUAUUGGUCUACCGGUUACUGCACGUAGAAACAAAAAGCCCAUUAUGUGAAUCUCUGCUCUGGAGGCUUCUUGAAGCUCAGCAAUUGCUCACAUUGUAAGGACCGUAAUGAUGGCGUCGAUUUUUCAAUGUCAGUUUGAGCGCAAGACCUGAUGAUUUAACGUUGGAAGAACUAGUUAUUCAACCAAAACCUCCAUCACAAGGACGAAAUUGAGCAGGACGUUUCUCAGUGAUACGCUACUUAGUUUGAUGUACAUUAUUAGAUGUUGCAACUGUGAUUUCUUCUACAUCAGCAACAAGUCCAUCAACAAACCCAUGUGUAUAUUUCUAAUUUAUUGAGGUGCACAUGUGUGAACUAUAUCAUUAACUGUAUCAAUAACGGUGCAUAUGUUAGCCGAGCGCUAACAUGAAUGACUGAUGUAACAUUAAAGUUUGUAAAACAAA